Molecule: messenger RNA, 516 nt
Organism: Dictyostelium purpureum
Lineage: Eukaryota; Evosea; Eumycetozoa; Dictyosteliales; Dictyosteliaceae
Exons: 2
Coding region: 1-477 (158 amino acids)
Biological process (GO): sterol transport
Molecular function (GO): sterol binding
Source: RefSeq, a predicted model, not a curated record
AUGAAGUUAUUAAUUUUUAGUAUAUUAUUAAUCAGUAUUCUUGCAUAUAUUACACCAACUUUAUCAAUUUCACCAUCAAUGAUGGGCAAAAAUAAUUUUGGUGAAAUUUGGACAAGUUGUGGAACUGAUAAUGAUCAUUUUAAAAUUUCAAGUGUAACUAUUAAACCUGAUCCACCAGUUAAAAACUCUGCUGUAACUAUUGUAGCAUCAGGCAUAUUGGAUGAAGAUAUUACCGGUGGUGAAAUUCAUGUUGUUGUAAAAUUCGGAUUCAUAACAUUAUUUAAAAAAAUAGAAAAUAUUUGUGACCCAUCCAUCCCAGUUGGAUGCCCAAUCAAAGCAGGACCUUAUAAUCGUACUGUUACUACACCAGUUAUUCCACAACAAUCUCCAGUAGGUAAAUAUGAUGGGAAUAUAGUUGUUUAUGAUUCAAAUAAUCAAGAGGUAGCCUGUGUUAAUGUAGCUUUCACCCUUCAUUAAUAAUAUAAAAUUUAAAUAAAUAAAUACACACAUUAUUAU